Messenger RNA from Cladocopium goreaui, 3714 nucleotides. The record is from the annotation of a GenBank genome assembly. NCBI's taxonomy places the organism in Eukaryota, Dinophyceae, Suessiales, Symbiodiniaceae.
AUGCUGCUCAUGGGUGCCUUGGACACGAUGGGUGCGGUGGUGACCAGGACAUCGCCGCAAGCACCUUUCAGACUGAACUCGACGGGGGCUCAGCUGAUGGUCGACGUGAACCCGACCCUGGGCAGAGCGAUGGAUGGAGGGAGUGUGGAGACCCCGACAAAGGGUGAUGGAAAAGGAAAAGGCGAAGAACGGUCUGGAAAAGAACCAGCCCGCAAGUUCUUUGGCACGGACGAUGGAUGCAAAAGUUGCACCUACAACCAUGCUUUGACUAGCAGUGGAGUGAGCUCCGGAGAUCAAGGUGGAAAGGGUAAGAAGGGUGGAGAAAAAGGAAAGACCGAUUCCCCCCCUAGCCUUAAGAAGACUGAGAAGAACGUGGAGCCUGAGAAGCCAAAGGAGACUUCUGAAGACUUCCGUGGAACAUCAUCUACAACGACAGCUGAUGGAGAUCAAGCCAAAGAAGUGGCACAACCAGCCAAGGAGCUCAUGAUGGAGGCAGCUUCCUUGUUGAAAUCGCUGAGGCUACCUUCAUUGAAGUCGAUGAGAAUCAGUUCAUUGGAGGAAAGAGCGGUGGACGGGCUCUUCUUGAUGAGCCCAUUUGUGCCAUUGGGUGUCCUGGUGGAGAUUGGCUAUGCAGUGAGAUGGGAAGGGCAGAACUUCGAGCUGACGGAUCGAGCUGGGUGCAUCGUGGACGCCAAGCUUGAGGGCUCAUGUCCGACUGUGGAUGAAGAGCUCGGUUUGGAGCUGAUCAAGGAGAUCGAGACCUACCACCUGGAAAAGAGGGCUCGACUGGCAGAUGCCAACUUCUGGAAGAAGGAGCUUGAGGAUCAUCGACGAGCAGUCUUGUGCUUGGACACGGAGCUGGACCUUCGACAAGAUCUGCAUCGAGGUGACAUCAUGGAGUUCCUACUGGAUCUGGCUGACAGUGGUCGAGCAGUGGCCCUUGUGGAGAAGGACGCCCUCUUGUGGUUGAGGCACUACUACCUCUUUCAUCGAUCAAAGAGGGUGGCUUCAAGGAGGGUGAUCUACCUCUCGGAACAGCCCGGGGACCCUGAGCACUACAUCAAGGACGAGAUCAAGAAGGAAGGAAGCCGACAACCCUGGGAACGAAUCUAUAUCAACUUCGAGAGCUUCGCAAUCUUCGAGGCCCUGGCACUAUAUGAAGGCGGAUUCAACAAUCCCGAUGCCGAAAUUUGCGGUCAAUCGAGACCUCAUCGAAAAGUGGUGACGGCGGACAGCUACAUCAGCAUCGACUUGGCCGGUCCCUACAAGAAGGGAGAAGAUCAACUUGGAGAAGGUCGUUACAUGCUGGUGGGUGUCUAUACCAUUCCGGUCGCCAAGGAUGGAAGACCGCCCAACUUGAAAGAGGAGCCUGAUCGAUGCCCCGCGGAUCGUUGCCGGAAUCCUGGAAGAGAGGGCUACGGAUCUGCGAUCGCGGGCGAGCCUCAGGUCAAUCCAGCUUGGGGAUCGCUGCCGGAACCCUGGAGGAGAGGGGUACGGAUCUGCGAAUAUCUGCGAUCGCGGCGCCUCAGGCUGAUGGCCCUGCGGAUCGCUGCCCGAACCCUGGAGGAGAGGGAUACGGAUCUGCGAUCGCGGGUGAGCCUGGGAUCGAUGGUGGCCCUGGAUCGCUGCCAGAGCACAGGCAGCGGCUUGAGACAUGGAGAGCCAGCUGCCCAAACCAUCGAAGGUGGAAUCUUUGGAGGUGAAGAACAGCAUCCACGACCCUCUGAGGAGAAGGAGCCGGAAGAAGGAGGAUCAGAAGAUCCACUGGAGCUGCAGGUGGAUGACUCUGCAGAAUCCCCCAAGGAUGAAACAGAAGACGGCGAUGAGAAAUGGAAGGCUCUCAUUGAGAGAGAGGAGAACUUCGUCAUCAAGCAGCUUACCUUCAUGGAGAUCUUGCCGGGUCGACGUGGAGCAUCAAUUUUGGAAGGAGCGUCACGGAUCUACAAUCGCCUCAGGUAUCUCAAUCUACCUCUACGACGACUUCAUAGUGAUCGAGCUGGAGAACUCCGAUCGAAGAGCCUGAGAAAAUGGACCCUUGACAGGGGUAUUCUGAGGACCUACACCGGAGGUGAUGACUACAAGACCAAUGGUCGAGCUGAGGACUGGAAGCUCACCAGAAAGAAGGUGAUGAUCUAUGGACCAGACAUUUCAAUGUCAGCGUCAAUGACCGGCUACUUCGUCCAGGACGACACUGGGAAGUUCUUCCAUACCGCGGACGUCAUCCAGCCAGAAACACAGCCAGAAGAACUUUCACUUCCAGACGUCAACCUGGGUGAGAUGCGAGAGCCUGGAAAGAGCAUGAGAAUUCACGGGAAAUCCACGGUGAUGGGCAGCCUACAAGUGCCUACUGAAGGAAGCAGAACGAAGGCGCAUCCGUGGACUUCAUCUCUUGAUGGAAGAGCUGGACCUUCAAGACACUAUGAUGACAACUUCACUGAGCCAUCCAUGGAGGAGGAACAGACUGGAGCUGAUCGAUUUGUCCGCUCUCUGCUGAUGGACGUGGAGGGAUUGGCCGGAGGUUUGAUGGAGGAAGAGAAAGCUCAGGCCAGUCUGGAAGCUGAGAAGCUGAUGAAGGAGGCCGAGGAGUGGGAAGUCGGAGCUCCGGAGUGGAUCGAAAAUGGAGGUGCACCUGUGAAAUUCUUCGGAAUGGAAAUUGAGAAGAAGCUGGACACCUACUACGUCCACCGGAAGAGCUACCUAGCAGAUCUCCUUGGCAGGUAUCCUGGAGAAGGAGGUGGAAGCCUUGGGAACAUCAAGGUGCCGCACGAAGAGGAGGACCCUAGCCCUCAAGAGGUGCAGAAGGCCCAGAAAGAAACAGGAGAACUGCUGUGGAUAGCAGGACGCACGAGACCAGAUAUCUCCUAUGGGGUGAUCCGGGUGAGCAUCAUGGGUCAGUAUGCGGCUAAACGCCCAAGAGGAGUUCAGAAGAUUGGAAAGGAGCCCAGGCAGUAUCUGAGGGUGCACACCGAUGCCAGCUUCGCUUCAAAUGGGCUUCGAAGCAUGAGCGGAGUGGUCGGAUUCUACGCUGGAGCGCCAGUGUUCUGGUUGACAUGCCGGCAGAGCUUCAUCACUCUGUCGACCGCCGAGGGCGAGCUGAUGGCGCUGUUGGAAGGCCUGACGGCAUCGAGAUGCAUCAGAUCCCUGGUGGAGAUUCGAGCUCAGGGACUACAUGAGGCCCUGGUGGAAGGUGAAGUGUCGUUGGAACAUCUUCCUGGUCAGUUUGUCACCGCUCUGAAGCUGGUGCAGGACCGAAAAUCCGUCAUCCAGCUCAGUUCCAUGAAGACCAGCGGUGGUGACAGAGCUAUGGUCACAAGGCCGCAGGACAGUUUGAGCCUAUUGGUCGUGGGAUCCACUUUGAUGAUGACACCAGUGGAGGCAUCGGAGGGACUCACCACUGAGGUGAAACUCUUGGAUGAGGCGGCCUCUCUUCCAUCAAGGAGUACAUCAGGAUUGGCGGAAUUGGAUCUCUGCUCCAUUGCCGACUACAAGAUUGCCCUCGGAGAUUACCAGCUGGUGAAGACUGGUAUUGCCGUGGAGUUGCCACCAGUGAGCGCUGGGGUGAUUGAUCGAGAUUUCGGAGGUGAAGCCAAAGUGCUACUUCGCAAUCUUUCCGGCCGUGAAUUUUGGAUGCGACGAGGAGAUCGAAUCGCGCAACUCAUUGUCUUCCAGAGGACGGAGAGGCUUCGGAAGUACUGGUCUAGAGCGGGCCAGUGA